AGCCGGAGGGACAUGUCAGAGGAGGGCAAGUCGAAGCUACCGGAGCAGGACUCCCGCUCUCAGUUACGUCUGAGCGUUUACAAACGGGAGCCGUCCGUGAAGCUGCUGCACCCGGUGAGCGGGUUGGAGCCGGUGUCUUGGUCUGAGGACCACCGCCUGUCUGUGUGUACCAGAGUCCACCUGUCUGUCCUGGAGCAGGUCUAUGAUAUCAAUGGCAGCAGCCCUGAUCUCAGCCUGCACCGCACCUCUCUACCAGUCCCGACCACCACCUGCCGCCUCAAGGUUGGCUCAUCAAAAGAUGUUGAACGAUGUAAAGAGUUGUUUUCUGAAGAAAAAGACCCUGCACUCAGACAGACUUUUGUGUUGGACAGAGUAUUCAAUCCUGAGGGCAAGUUUAUGCCACCUUUGGCAGGAUUCAGGUAUGCCACCUGGUCUCCCGUGGGUUGUGAUGUAAACGGAAGAUGUCUUUUAGCCACACUUACCAUGGACAACAGAUUGACUAUCAAUGCAAAUGUUAACAGACUACAAUGGAAAACACUGAUCGACUUGACCGAAAAGUAUGGAGAGCGUAUUUUGCAGGCCAAUUACAGGGUAAAUGAGAAUGAGAAUGAAAAUGUCAACUCAAACUUAGGUGACUUCACAGAAUUCAAAAGGCGCUACAGCAUGCAAACUCCGGUCAGGAUGGAGUGGUCUGGAAUCUGCACCAUUCAACAGGUCUUUGAGGACAAUAUAUGCAAGGAUGUUAGUACAUUACUUUUGGCUGUGCUCUUUGAAAACGCUGAUGUCGCUGUAUGGCAGUUCCAGCUUCCGGUUGUGGGUAACGAAUCAAUUGUUUCCUGCAACACCAUUGAAUCUGGGAUCCAGUCUCCAAGUACAUUGGCCUGGUGGGAAUAUGAACACAACAAUCGGAAAAUGAGUGGAUUGAUCGUAGGGAGCAGUUUGGGUCCAAUUAAACUUCUCCCGGUCAACUUAAAGGCCGUAAAAGGAUAUUUUACAUUACGCCAACCUGUUAUCCUGUGGAAAGAGACUGACAUGUUGCCUGUUCAGAUUAUAAAAUGCAUAGCACUUCAUCACCCGUACCAAAAAUGUACCUGUAGCCUAGUGGUGGCUGCACGGGGUCCUUACGUUUUUUGGUGUUUAUUGUUAAUCUCAAAAGCAGGUCUUAAUGUUCACAAUUCCCACGUGACUGGACUCCAUUCUCUGCCUAUUUUAUCUAUGGCAGUUGAUAAAUUGAAUGGCACAACUUAUACCAAUUCUGUAGAUGGAAAAGUUAGACAGUUAAUCCCAACUUUCACUGAUGUUGCUUUGAAGUUUGAACAUAAACUGGUCAAUUUGUCUGAUAUAUAUGGUUCUGUCAAGUGUCAUGGCAUCUCAGUUAGCCCUAGUGGAGCUUACAUGGCUUGUAUCACGUCUGAAGGCAUAAAGAAUGGGUUGCAUCCAGUAGAUCAAAAUUACAAAAUUAACUUUUUGGCCCUUAAGACUUUUGAGGAAGCUGCAGCCCAACUUUUGGAGGGCUCCCAACAAAACUUAUUCAGGCAAAUGGAUCUUACAGACCUUGUGAGGUGGAAGAUCUUAAAGGAGAAAAUCAUCCCUCAAUUUUUGGCAGAUGCACUGGACAAAAAAACUGAGAACGGGUCCUUAUAUUUCUGGCGAUUCCGCCUAUUCCUUCUAAGAGUUUGGUACCAGUCACAUAAGAAGUUCAGUUCUGAAACACGGAAGCCCUGCCUUAAGCAAUCCAAAGUUCCUAAAACUGAUGAUCCACUUCAAGGGAGCACUAAUGCAGAUGACCCAGAAAAUCAAGAUGAAGCUAGCCCAUCAAAGCAGACAGACACAGAGAUUCCUAGUGGAACGUCCAAACAGACUGCAGAGGUGGACAAUGGUUCUCCAUCUGAACAUGAGGGUCUUGAAGAAAUACAGAAGAAAAUCGACUCUGUGGAGGCACACUUAUUCAGGGAAAAUAUGAAACGCGUGCUGGGGGAGGUCUACAUGCACACAUGUGUCAUUGAAAAUACUCGAAUUCCAACGAAAGGGAUCUGUGAAUCUCUCUCUUUAGAUAAAGAUGGGAACGACCAAGCAGCACAGGUGCUUAUAGGAUACAUUGAGAAGAAAAUGUAUAAACAGACAUUUCACGAGUACUGCACGUUGUGUAAAGAAGUGUUACCAUUUAGUGAUCGUAAGAAGACCACCUGCCCAAAUGGACAUAUCUGGCUCAGGUGCAGUUUCACGUAUCAAGCCUGCCAGAGCCUACUCUUCAGACGUUGCUUGUUGAAUGACAGUAUUGCAGUUAAUCCAAUCCCAGGAGAUGCCGAUUGGAUAAAGAAGCUGCUACAAGGACCUUGUGUGUUAUGUGAUUCACCAGUUUUUUAGCACGUUGUUGCCAUUCACCAUAACUUCAAUAGUUGGCAUGGAAACUGUAAACAUACUGUGCAGUGGCAGUAUGAGCUGACCGUUACCACUUGGCUCUUACCAUGAUCGCACUUAUCUAAACUGCCAGCAAGGGGCAUAAGAGAGGUGCUAUGCAGUGGCAUGCUGAGAAACCCACCACCCGUAGACUGCAAGGCUUCCUC
Molecule: messenger RNA, 2567 nt
Organism: Pelobates fuscus (common spadefoot toad)
Lineage: Eukaryota; Metazoa; Chordata; Amphibia; Anura; Pelobatidae
Gene: GTF3C4
Product: general transcription factor IIIC subunit 4
Exons: 5
Coding region: 13-2367 (784 amino acids)
Biological process (GO): transcription initiation at RNA polymerase III promoter
Cellular component (GO): transcription factor TFIIIC complex
Molecular function (GO): histone acetyltransferase activity
Source: RefSeq, a predicted model, not a curated record